Molecule: messenger RNA, 1391 nt
Organism: Archocentrus centrarchus (flier cichlid)
Lineage: Eukaryota; Metazoa; Chordata; Actinopteri; Cichliformes; Cichlidae
Exons: 7
Coding region: 71-730 (219 amino acids)
Source: RefSeq, a predicted model, not a curated record
CAGAUGUGAACCUGAUUUGGGAGAGGAGCUUCAACACUGAACUACAGCUUCGACUACACAACUGCACAAGAUGUCUGCUGAGCUCCUCUCUGUGAGUCAACAAUGUGGGAAUAAUGGAAAUCUUCAAGGCACCACAGUGGGAGGUGCAAAACCUAUACACCGCUUCUUGAAAGGGCAACCCAAAAUUCUUGGCGUGAGACAUGGACAUAAAUACACACACUCACACUUAUGUACCAUUGUGUUGAUCUUGGGUGCAUCCUUUUUUAUUUUCUCCAUUGUGAUCACGGCAGACUCCCACUUGGCAUACACACGGACAGUCAUCCCUCCUGGCUUCCUGAUGGGAUCGCUGGUAAUUAUAUGUGGGAUUAUGUAUGUUUUGACAGAACACAACCCCACCAAGAAAACAGUAACUAUCUCGUUAUCGCUGAGCAUUGUUUCCAUACUGGUAACAUGUUGGGCUUUGCUGCAAAUCCUGCCUGAGAUGGAACAGCACCACUACGAAGCAACGUUUUUUUAUGAUUAUGAAAACUAUACAGAGUCUGAAGAAGAAUGGUCGGCAAAUCAUAAGCACAUGGGAUUGGCUUUGGAAGCAGUCUUUGUGUUCUACACUUUGGUUGGAGCUGUUAUUUUAAUUGUGAUGUCAGCUUUGGCUGGGGCCGCCCUGCGUUCCACAAAAACUCAAGCCGUUGUAAUGAUGACUACUGCAUCGACUGAAACACCAACUGAAUAAGAAGUACAAGAGGUCUGCCUGUACUACAAAAAAUUGAGAGAAGAAAUAUGAAGCAUACAAAGACACAGAAUCAUCUCUCUGUGAACACAAGAUAUUAGACACUAAAUAAUAAUCACUUCUCAUUAGCAUGUUGUUGUCAUUGUUUAUGAUGCAAUGCAGUAAUAUGUAUGUAUACAAUAUAAUCUCAUGCAGUCAUACUAUUUUCUCCAUAAUGCAAGAACUACACUUACCUGUCAGCAGAAGAGUGACACCUCACUUUCCUUACAGCACAAGUGAUUAAUUGCUACUCACACUGUAGUUUUCCAGUCCAUGACCUGUUUAUGUAUUAUGUUUGCACUGUAUCCGAGUGAUGGAGGAAACAAAACUUGCUCCAUGUUGUUUUAAAUUCAUCGAAACAACCAAAAUAGUCAAGGGCAGUGUUAAAGUGAGGUGAAAUUGCUAAUGCUCUUUUUUUUUUUUUUUUUUACAAGAAACAGUAACCAGAAUUCAAAACCCUAUACUAAAGCAAAAUGAUGGAGCGAUGGGGCGAUGGAGCAAUACUAACAUAAGCAUGAUCAAUAAGAAACCAGUGUAUAUCAAAAGGUAAUGGAUCAUAGUCCAUGUCAUGAUGACCUCUGUAAGAUAAAAUGUUGAUAUUUUAAUGAAUAAACCAAAUUUUAUG